This is a messenger RNA of Astyanax mexicanus (Mexican tetra), 4906 nucleotides long. RefSeq names its product TBC1 domain family, member 25 (gene tbc1d25). The transcript is spliced from 7 exons. Bases 155 to 2821 code for a protein of 888 amino acids. Gene Ontology annotation, molecular function: GTPase activator activity. Gene Ontology annotation, cellular component: autophagosome. Gene Ontology annotation, biological process: activation of GTPase activity; regulation of autophagosome maturation. Lineage: Eukaryota; Metazoa; Chordata; Actinopteri; Characiformes; Acestrorhamphidae. The record is from RefSeq and is a predicted model, not a curated record.
UGGCUUCGUUCGUUGACGUUCUUUCUGCCAAAGCUGCAGAGAGAAGAAGGGGAGAGCAGUGGAGUCAACAUCGGCGUUUGGCCACGUUUCAGCUUAAUAUUGUGGAUGAAGGUGGAGGAUUCCUGAGCGAGGGUUUCAGCGUGGACUACCCGCCAUGUCGGUCGAGGAGGAGAGGGGGGUAGUUCGUGUCAAAGUCAAGAAAUGUGAGGGAAUCCUGCCAGUGGAGUUUCGCUCCUUUGCAGUUGAUCCACAAAUUACAUCCCUGGAGGUGUUGCAGCACAUCCUUAUACGAGCGUUUGAGCUCAAUGGGAGGCGGAAUUUUGGUAUUAGUUACCUCUCCCGGGAUCGAGGGGGUGUGGAGGUCUAUCUCUCUCUACUGUCGGACUGGGAUCUAGACGCAGCAUUUGUCAGUGCAGCUAAGCCUUACCUACAGCUGAAGAUGGAUAUUAAGCCUGCAGAAGACAGUCCUGUGCUUGAGGACUGGGACAUUAUCAGUCCGAAGGAUGUGAUCGGCUCUGAUCAACUACAGGGGGAGAAGAGGUCGCUGGCGUCCACUGCUCUUCCCUUCACUCAGUCACUGCUGUCCCAGGUUACUGAUGACGUUCUUCACCCUGUCAGCCAGCUGUUUUACCAGCCAGUCUCUGCUGCGUUCAGUCAGAUGGGUAAGACCCUAUCUAGGGUACAACAAGCUUUUAGCUGGUCCUACGGAGAGGAGGUUAAACCAUUUAAACCUCCUCUGAGUGAUGCAGAGUUCCACAGCUAUCUGAACAGCCAGGGUCAGCUAACCCGUCCAGAGGACCUACGACUACGCAUCUAUCAUGGCGGAGUUGAGCCAUCCUUACGCAAGGUAGUGUGGCGAUAUCUUUUAAAUGUAUACCCAGAUGGUCUGACAGGCCAGGAAAGGAUGGACUACAUGAAGAGAAAGACUAGAGAGUAUGACCAGCUGAAACAUGAAUGGAUGGCCAGAGCCACUUCAGAAGAUUUGGAGUUCAUACGGGGCAAUGUGCUAAAGGAUGUUCUCCGAACUGACCGAGCCCACCCAUAUUAUGCUGGUUCAGAGGACAGCCCCCAUCUGACGUCCCUGACUGACCUUUUAACCACCUUUGCUAUUACACAUCCACAGGUGUCUUAUUGUCAAGGUAUGAGUGAUAUUGCCUCCCCGAUCCUUGCUGUCAUGGACAACGAAGCACACGCUUUCAUCUGCUUCUGUGGCAUCAUGAAGCGCCUCGAGGGCAACUUUCGCCCUGAUGGCCAGCUCAUGUCUAUAAAGUUCCAGCAUCUCAAGUUACUUUUGCAGUAUUCAGACCCUGAGUUUUACACAUAUCUGGUGUCCAAAGGUGCAGACGACCUGUUCUUUUGUUACCGUUGGCUCCUUCUCGAGCUUAAGCGGGAGUUUGCCUUUGACGAUGCCUUGAGGAUGCUGGAAGUGACUUGGAGCUCUUUGCCUCCAGACCCACCUGAGACUGAAGUUGAACUUCUUGGGCCAUCGCUUGAAGCGGACCAGCCUCCAAGCCUGGACAAUGGCCGCCGAAGUUCUGAGAACUAUGAGCUUGAGAAAGAGCAGACAGAGAGGCAACGGAGACGCCACAUGCUGAGGCCGUCUCGGGAAGAGGCAGACGGAGGACGUCGUCUCAGUUUCGAGGUGGAGAGGAAGCAGGAGAAAGGAUCUAUGAAGGAUGGUGAAGAAGAGAUCAGUGUCCCUACUGUGGCUAAGAGUGAUGCUCCUGUAGUUGCACGUGCUUUUGAGAAGCAGUCUAGUUUUGGGGAGUUCAAAUACUACAGUGCCCGGAAUGAGGACAGUUUCGAGAUAAACGAAAAUGAACCCUCUGAUCCUACGUUGUCACCUGUUGAGUUUCAGUCAGCACAUUCAACGUUGUCUCUCACGGUACGCCAGUCUACAGAGGACAGUGAGGAUGAUCCAGGAGAGAGGCAGCCUUUGAUAAGCAGUACUGACAAACUUUCAUCUCCUGAGUUGGAGGAGAGAGGUUCUCCCAAUGGUCAAAUGGCUUCCUCUCAUCCUCCAUGUCUAUCCAACUGGAAAAAUGGCUCCAAUCAGUCUUCAGCAACAUCUCCUUCAUUGUGCAGUUGGAGAACUGCAUCUCCAGAUGUUCCAGCAUCAAAAUGUUCGUCUUCUCCUGAGAAAGCACUGGGGAGAUUGACCACCACAACUGCUGUGCCUAAUGGCACUGGAGCACAUUCGCCGUCAACCCCAACAGGCAAGUCUGGAGUUUCCUCUCCAUCGCUUGGCUACAAUCGAUCCCUGCUCUCCUCGCCUGUUUUGUCCUUUGGCAAAUCCCCAUCUCUGCCUAAACCAUUCUCCAGCAACCUUCCAUCACCUUGCAAACCCCAAGGUAGUGGCAUGAACUCACCAAACACUGGAAAACCAGAGGCUGGUGGUGGUAAACCCUGUUCCCUGCCACCUCCUCAAGAGUUUGGAAAGGGAAAUCCCUUCAUGCUGUUCCUGUGCCUCUCCAUCUUGUUGGAGCAUCGUGACCACAUCAUUAAAAACAGCUUGGAUUACAACGAACUGGCCAUGCACUUCGAUCGCUUGGUCCGCCGGCAUAACCUUGGCCGUAUCCUUCAGCGCGCCAAGGCCCUGUUUGCCGACUAUCUGCAGAGCGAAGUGUGGGACUCAGAGGAGGGGGACGAGGUCAGCUUGGACUCUCCAACCACAGCUGCCGCCUCCCCUCACACACCCAACGGGCCCACCUUUUCUAACCUGCAGCCAGCAGUGGCCUCCUCCCCAAACUCGACCUAUAACUUGGCCACCACAAUCCCAUCCCCCACAAGCCCCAUCGCUGUCUCUCCAUCAGCCUCGUGAUUAAUUUCAACUGCAUCUCCUGCAGCCAUCACCACCACAUGAACAGACAUAUGAAGUGACAAAAAAAAUAAAUCAAAGGCUCGUAGCCUCCUUUAGUGCUUUUCAUAUGCUUUAACGGUUCUGUUUAUGUGGCAAACCAAAGUUGAGCAAGCGCUUCUUUCCCAAACCCUGCUCUUGGUGUAAGACAGUAUUUUUUUUUCCUGUACCUUAUAUGGCCUUUAGAAUUUUUUUCUACACUUAUGCGUGCUAUUCAUUGUACUGUAUGUAAUUUACUUUAUCUUGCACUUUAUCUUUUGUCCCUUUAGAGGGCAGGGCCAGUUUUUUUUUCACAUUAUUAUAUCAUGUAAAUAAAAGCUCAGAUAGCUCACGGUGCAACAAAUGAACAAAUGGGGGAACUUUUACCAGCAGGGAUGUUGUAAUGCUGGACAUAUUACACAUAACAAAGCAACAAAAACGAGCUCCUUUAUUAUGAUUAAUUGGUAUAUAUGCAGUUAUUGACCCAAUUAAUUGGAUCUUCACUUUUGCAUCCUUGAUGUUUAUUCAACACCCCAGAGGGUGUGUUUUUAAGAUUUACAUUACAGAUAUGUUAGCUCGUCUCAUAGAAUUCAGUUUUACCAUGAAUUCUGUAUUUUGAACACCGUAUAUUGAGUGUAUCUGAAGAACUUUACAAUACUCGGGAUUUGUUGGAAUGGUUAAAUUCACAUUUAUUGCUCCACUGGACUGGAAUUAUUGAUGUUAUAUUGUUUUUGUUCUUAAAUGAUGGCAGGUCAAAAAUGUCAGCUGAAUUACUUGCUACAUAAAGGGACAGUUUUCCAGACAGAGAUUAAGCCUAGUUUUAGACUAUAUGUUCCUUUCAAUGUAAAAUAUCCAUUCAAAUUGCUGUGAAAUCCAAGGCUAGGCUCAGUAAUUGUCUAGAUAACUGCCACUUUAUUAGUAUUAUUGGUCAUUGGUGAGGCAGUAAAUGAUCACUGUUUGGUGAUGAUUAAUGUCCUGAAAGUCCAGUGCAAAAAGUAUUACCAGAUGGCUCUUUACCCAUUUUUUGUGUGGAAGUGCCUCGUUUCCAUGAACAAUUGUUUUUAGUUAUUGAUCUUUACAUAAAAUCUCUUGGACCUUGUUUACAGCUGGUCACCUAAAUUGAUUAGUAUCUGGAUUGUAUCCUGAUGUUUAGGUCACAUAUAUUUACAUUUGGUAAUCAAAAGUGUUCCCAGUUUUUCAGACUGAAAUAUGAUUUCUGUGUGAAUAAUUGUGCUGCAAUUAUUACUGGUUGUACUGGAAAGGGUUUUGGUUUGGUUCUCUUCAAAAGACCGUUGUGUUUACACUGCUAGAAAAUAUACAAUAUGCCGUAGCUCUAAUGCAGUGUUGGUGUGUUUACUCUUUCAUUUUAUUAGACUUGGUCUUAUCCAAAAAUAAUCCUGAUACUCAAGACGCCUGAAGUGACCAGGUAUAAUCAGGGUUUCUGUCAUAAAAGGCCAUUUAAAGCAAAACAUCCUAUCAAGGUGUUAGUUUAGGGCCUCAUACAUCAAUAUAAAGGUUAGUUUGUAUUGGUUUCUGAAUUACUUUGCCGUACCAUCUCUAUGUAAUCAAGAAAAUUGAUGAUUAGUAAUGUUACACAUCCAGUAAUUGCCUUUUGUUAAUUAUCACAGAAUGGUCACAUCCUGGAAUAUCAUUAUUUCCUGUUCAUUUGGAGCUUUUCACAUCUUAACACCAAGUGUACUUUUAUUUCUUUUCUUGUUAAAAGUGCUUUCUCUGUCCUGCACGUGGACCAAAGGGAUUUUCCUUGAAAAUGCCAUCAGUAUGGGCCUCCUGCACAAUGUAUGAUUGAUAAUUUCAUUAUCUGUUUUUUUUUUUUUUUUCUUUUUUUUCUCGUAUGUACAAUUAUUUACUUGAAUAUUAAAUUAUUCCCAUUACGAUAUUUGCUGGACUGAAUGCUUGCAAUACCCAUAUUUAUACAACUGAAUUCAAUAACUGAGUUGUAUUACACUGUUCCUAUGGUAGUGUGAUUCAGUGUAAAGAGGAAAAAAAGAUAAUGAACUAAGCAAAUGGACGAAUACAGAACAAUCUGAAAUAAAAUAAAGUUUUGUGUAA